This is a messenger RNA of Athene cunicularia (burrowing owl), 2175 nucleotides long. It is a transcript of the gene SIMC1, whose product is annotated as SUMO interacting motifs containing 1. The coding region runs from base 785 to 2023 and encodes 412 amino acids. The transcript is spliced from 9 exons. NCBI's taxonomy places the organism in Eukaryota, Metazoa, Chordata, Aves, Strigiformes, Strigidae. The record is from RefSeq and is a predicted model, not a curated record.
GCAGGAGAUCAUCGAUCUGACCUUCGAGGACACGAGCACAGGCCCAGCGCCUUGUAGGAGCCUCACCAUCAUUGACCUGACGGAGGACACAUGCAGCCCUCCCCACAGCCCCAGCUGUACUGACCAGCACCCCAAGCCCGUGCCUGCUGUUCCAGCAGCACACACAUCCCAUGUCCAGCUCUCAUCCACCACAACACAAGAAACAGAGGCAGUGGUGAGGCCGAGCCCUCUAACACCCUGGCAUGGUGCUCCCACAGAGCCCAGUGCCACCACGGACACAGCAGAAAGCACAGAGAACUGGAGCUGCUACUCGCCCCCCUCCAACUGCCACAGCUCCUCCUGCAGCCCAGAGCAGAACUGCAGCACUACCAUUUCUAACAGUGACUUGGGCUCCCUGGCCAGCGCAGAGCUGGACUUAGAGCCGCUGGCCCUGUCCUUCUCCAGCCUGGACAGCAGCAGCAGCUCGAGAGAUGGUGACCCAGAGGAAGAGACUCCCCACCUCUGCCAGCAAAAAGAGCUCCCCCCAAGGCUGAGCCCUGCCCCAGCCGUCCCCACAAGCCCAGAGAAGCCCCAAGAGCCUUUGCUGGUAACAGAUGACUUACCGCCACACAAAGCGAUCCAGCAAGUGACCCCAGACAGGACCAAGGUUGACAGCAAGGCCUGGCUGAACAAACUGCACUAUUUCAGGAGGAGCGGGGUCCAGCACCUCUUUCUCCAAGGCAUAGCAUCCAGCAGGGAAACACAGCAGCAGGAACCUGAGCUCAUCUCCAGAGGGAAGCUGAGCAUGGUGCACACCACCAUGGAGGAGAACUUCCUGGAGGGCACCUUGGAUUUCCUGAGCGAGUUUGUCUCCCGCCAGCACUGUCCCCCCAAAGAAAUUAUCUCCCACCUGAUCAGACAGAUGCUGUUGAACUCCCACCAAGGGGAGAUCCUGAAGGACACCUACAUGUUGCUGAUGAAGAUCCAAAUGCUCCAUCCAGCCAACGCUGCCACAGUGGGAUGGGACUGGAUGCUGCUGAAAUACAUCAUGGAGGAACAGACAAAUUCCCUGGUGCUCCUCAAUCUGUGGCUCUGCCAGGCUCAUACUAUCUACAUCUGCCCUCAGAACAAGCCCCCUGGCUGGCUCCUCUUCCUGCAGUAUGUGGUGCAGACCCUGGAGGACGACUUCCAGCAGAACCUGAGGUUGCGCAUGCUGCAGAAGUCAAUUGCUAAGAAAGUGCUUUCAUGUGACAAGUGCUUCAACAAUGUCAAGGAGGUGGUCGAAUGGUUGGUCAUAGCAGUUACUGGAGUCGGGUUCUCCAAGCCCCAGAAGCAGCCACAAGAAACUACACCCUCUUCAGCAGAAGCAAGGGCCGAACACAGCUCAUCUGCACCAUGUCAGGCCAGCACUGACCAGGCAGAGGUGGCUCCACCAGCUUUCUUCACCCAGAAGGUGAUGCUCCUGCUCCAGCGGAUGUUGUCCAUCGCAGUGGAAGUGGACAAAUCUCCCAACUGCAGCUCCUGUAAGAUCGCAGAUGUGAUAUUCCCAUUUAUACUGAACAUUCCUCUGAGGAGCCAAAGGGAAGCUUUCUUAAACACCAUGGAGAGCCAGCUCCUGCGCUGCAAACUGCUAGAGCUGCUGUUCCAGCAUAGUUGCGAGGUGCCCACGACCUUGCCCUUGUCUCUAGCCAAGAUCCUGUACUUCCUGAGCCACUCCUCUGUGCUGCUGCAAUACCAGGACGAAACAGCAACAUGGCAAAAAUGGGAUGAGAUGCUGCAAUACUUGAGUUUGAUGCUGACAAGUUACCAAAAUGUAGUACUGGAGCACUUGCGGAGCUCACUCAACGACCGGAUGGACUUGAUCGUUCAGAAAGCCAAGCCCAAGCUGCAAGAUGAUGAUGACAUCAGCCAUCUGGACAUUCAGCUGAAGAUAGAGGACUUCAUCAGCCGCAUGCAGCAGGCUCUGGGGCAACCUUUUCCCCUGCAGAUCAUGGAGAAGUUGUGCAUGCUUCGGGAAUUGUUCCUCAUUAUCACUUCUACCUGAUGGAGACAACCACUGCAGCAGGAAGCACAAAGAGCUUGGUGGUUCUUUGGAAAAGUGUCUCAUUUACAUGGUGUUGGAAUUUCUUUUUAAACUUGCUUCCUCCUACAGCUUCACAAGGCACUUUGUACACUUUUAAAAAAUAAAUUAUUUUC